Molecule: messenger RNA, 2343 nt
Organism: Synchytrium microbalum
Lineage: Eukaryota; Fungi; Chytridiomycota; Chytridiomycetes; Synchytriales; Synchytriaceae
Exons: 10
Coding region: 1-2343 (780 amino acids)
Biological process (GO): maturation of SSU-rRNA from tricistronic rRNA transcript (SSU-rRNA, 5.8S rRNA, LSU-rRNA)
Cellular component (GO): nucleolus; small-subunit processome; nucleus
Molecular function (GO): protein binding
Source: RefSeq, a predicted model, not a curated record
AUGGUCUUACAGGUCUCAUCGCCCAACAAUGUCAAGGUAUACGGCAUCACAAGCACCACAAGAUCCGCCAUUCCUGACUGGCUAGCCGCCAAAAAGAAGGACGAACUCAAACGAGAUCCAGAAUGGAGGAAUCGUGUCGAAUUGAUUCAGGAUUUCGAAUUCCCUGAAGCUUCUACUCGUGUCAAGAUCACUCCUGAUGGAAAACACAUUCUGGCUACAGGUGUAUACAAGCCCAUGCUCAGAGUAUAUGAACUAGCUGAUCUGGCCAUGAAGUUUGAACGACAUUCAGACGCUGAGAAUGUUCAAUUCAUCGUCCUAUCUGAAGAUUGGACAAAGUCGGUACUACUACAGUCUGACAGGUCACUCGAGUUCCAUACUCAGUUUGGAAUCCAUUACAAGACUCGUGUGCCAAAGUUUGGACGUGAUUUAGCCUUCCAUUACCCAUCCUCAGAACUCAUUGUCGGUGGUGCAUGCCCAGACCUAUGGCGUCUAAACCUCGAGCAAGGACGCUUCCUCAACCCCAUAAUAACAUCAUGCCCAAACAUAAACACAGUCUCUGUCUCUCCAGCCCAUUCCCUAACAGCAGCUGGUGGCGACGACGGACGCAUCGAAUUCUGGGCUUCCCACAAUACAAAAUCCCGUGUUGCAGAACUGGACGUGGCCAAAGUAUUGAACUCAAUGAGUGCUUCGUCGAAUGUAAUAUUGGAAUCCUUUCCUGAAAUCAGUCAAGUGACGUUUCAUGAAAAUGGAUUGUUGAUGGGUGUUGGAACCAGUUCUGGACAUGUGUUGCUGUAUGAUUUGAGGAAUCGGAUGCCGGUUGCUUGGAAGGAUCAUCAGUACGGGUUUCCCAUUAAGAAUGUGUCGUUUCAUUCUUCGGGGAAUGUGGUGUCGUCUGAUACAAAGACGCUCAAGAUAUGGAAUCAGUAUGAUACAAAACUAUACACAUCCAUCGAACCAACUCACGACAUCAAUGACGUUUGUGUCAUUGAUAACUCUGGACUGAUAUUGGUUGCAAAUGAAGGUGUUCAAAUCUUGAGCUACUAUAUACCUUCGUUGGGUCCUGCACCAAGAUGGUGUCCAUUCCUCGAAAACCUCACUGAGGAAUUAGAAGAAAAUCCCAACCAAACCCUAUACGACGACUACAAAUUCAUCACCCGUAAAGAACUCAACCGUCUCGGUCUCGACCACCUUAUCGGCACCAACGUCCUACGAGCAUACAUGCACGGCUUCUUUGUCGAUCUCCGUCUAUACGAAAAAGCCCGUGCAAUCGCAAAUCCCUUUGAAUUGGACAUUUACCGCAAAAAUAAAGUACAGGCUCGUAUCGACAAGGACCGAGAGACUAGGAUUCGUGAUAUUAAGAAACUGCCUAAAGUCAACAAAGAGUUGGCGAAGCAGCUGUUGGCUGAUACUAAAGCUGCUACUAGUACAAGUAAUAGUGAUGUUACGAUGAAUGGCAGAGCCAAGAAGAAGGCUGCCAAGAAUAAUGAGGUUUCGGCUACACCAUUGUCUGAUGAUCGAUUCAAGGCCAUGUUUGAGGAUGAAGAUUAUGAGGUUGAUCAGACGGCUCUGGAGUACAAGUUGUUGCAUCCGACUACGAAGAAACGUCACCAACGGGAAGAAGAGCAGGAGGACGAAGACGACGAUGCUGCUCUUGAAGGUGGGAAUGCUGAUUUAGAAGAGGAAGAAGAACGUGAAGGUCAUGGAAGUGAUGUCUCGUCAGAUGAUGACGAUGAAGACGGUGAAGAUUCUGAAGGAGAAUAUGAUAAUCGUCGAUACAACAAUCAACGUACCAAACCACCACCCACUCAAACAAUCACUCCGUCAACAACACCAUUCCAGAAACCAAACUACAAGGAUCGGAACAACAAUAAUAAUACCAAUAGCCAUAAUGAUGGUGGCAACCAAAGAUACAACAACAACUCAGCACCAUAUCAACAACCAACCCUUCGUGAUAUGGUACAUACCAAGGCCCGACACAGCAACAACUACAUCCGAGACAACACAACAUCCUCAUUCUCAACUGGCUCCAAAUCAAUAACGUUUGAUAUGCCAGCUAAACCAAGACGUGGUGAUAAACGCGGUGGUGGUAGAGACUUUGACGAUUUUGAUAAUAAUGAUGGUGGAAGAGGCGGACGAAGCGGCGCUAGAGGUGGAAGAGGCAGAGGUGCUAGUAGAGGUGGAUAUAAUAGUAAAUUUGGAGAUUCUAUGAGUGGCGGGCGUGAUAUGCCUGGUGGAGAUGGCGAGGGAGGUGAGGAGAGAAAGAAACAGAGAAGAGGUGUGAGAGAGUUGCAGUUCAAGUCGUUACCUGCUCGUGGUGGUGGGGGUAGGAUACAUCGUCGUUGA